This is a messenger RNA of Meleagris gallopavo (turkey), 2839 nucleotides long. RefSeq names its product PITPNM family member 3 (gene PITPNM3). Gene Ontology annotation, molecular function: metal ion binding; phosphatidylinositol binding; phosphatidylcholine binding. NCBI's taxonomy places the organism in Eukaryota, Metazoa, Chordata, Aves, Galliformes, Phasianidae. Gene Ontology annotation, biological process: phospholipid transport. Gene Ontology annotation, cellular component: cytoplasm. The record is from RefSeq and is a predicted model, not a curated record.
UUACUCCUUCAGGUGUGUCUCGUUGGUGACUGCAUUGGAGGCAUUUUGGGGUUUGAUGCCAUUUGCUAUAAUACUAACAGAACUGAUGAGAGUCAGAACAGUAGCAGGAGAGGAAGCAUCAGCAGCAUCCAGGAUAAUCCCCUUUUAACAGAGGACUCCAGUCUGGGUGGCAGAAAACACCUGAGCAAAAGCAAUAUUGACAUCUCAGAAAUCAUGGAGGAUGAAGAGCCGAGACAGCUGUUGCCUAGGAAACAGAGUGACUCAUCCACCUACAACUGUGAUACUAUAACAAAUCAUCAUGCUUUCCUAUCUAGCAUCCACUCAAGUGUGUUGAAAGAUGACGCAGACUUUCUUCCUGCGAAUUCCAGUCUCUCAGAUGUAAACCUGGGCCGGUUUGAUUUUGAGGUGUCUGAUUUCUUCCUCUUUGGAUCACCGCUGGGUUUGGUGCUGGCCAUGAGGAGUACUGUUCUGCCAGGCCUGGAUGUUUGUCAGAUUCGUCCAGCCUGCAGCCAAGUGUACAGUUUCUUUCACUCCGCUGACCCAUCUGCCUGCAGACUUGAACCAUUGCUAGAGAAAAGAUUUCAUCUCCUGCCUCCAUUCGGUGUUCCACGAUACCAGAGAUACCCACUGGGGGAUGGAAGAUCUCAUCAGUUAGGUGAUGCUAUCCAAAACUACAGUGCUCUGUUCCUUGAGAACAGCUCUUUGAACAUAACUCAUUCUCAGGAGAGUUCUGAAUCUACGAACACAUCUCAGAAACAAGAGAGAAGGUUGAGCUUGGCCAGCACAAACAGUGAAAACUCAGGGUCAGCAGAGAGCUUGUCAUCAGCAUGCCUCACCAACAUUACUGCUAAGUGGUGGGGAACAAAGCGAAUUGAUUAUGCCUUGUAUUGUCCAGAUGUCCUGACAGCAUUUCCAACUGUGGCCCUGCCACAUCUUUUCCAUGCCAGCUACUGGGAAUCAACAGACGUUGUGGCAUUCAUUUUAAGACAGGUGAUGAGAUAUGAAAAUGUAAAUUUCAAAGAAAAUGAUAGCCUGGAUCCCACAACACUAAGCCCAUCCAAUCCACGAGAAAAAUGGUUACGCAAAAGGACGCAUGUAAAAUUGAGAAAUGUGACUGCUAAUCAUCGGGCAAACGAUGUAAUUGCUGCAGAAGAUGGUCCUCAGGUACUUGUUGGGCGCUUUAUGUAUGGACCUCUGGACAUGGUAGCUUUAACAGGUGAAAAGGUUGAUAUCUUCAUAAUGACUGAACCAUCUUCUGGUAGGUGGGUGUAUUUUGACACAGAGAUAUCCAACAGCAGUGGCCGGAUAUCCUACAGCAUACCCAAACAGAAGAGACUGAGAGUUGGUGUAUAUCCCAUCAGAAUGGUGGUCAGAGGGGACCAGAGCAGUGCCACAAGCUACCUGACUGUGCUUCCUCGGGGAAUGGAAUGUGUUGUGUUCAGCAUUGAUGGUUCAUUUGCAGCAAGUGUUUCAAUAAUGGGAAGUGACCCCAAAGUCCGAGCUGGGGCUGUUGAUGUUGUAAGACAUUGGCAGGACCUAGGAUAUCUGAUUAUCUAUAUUACUGGCCGUCCAGAUAUGCAAAAGCAGCGUGUGGUUUCAUGGUUAUCUCAACACAACUUCCCUCAAGGAAUGAUCUUCUUCUCUGAUGGACUUGUUCAUGACCCACUGCGACAAAAGACUAUUUUUCUACGGAAUCUCAUGCAAGAGUGCCACAUCAAAAUCUGUGCUGCAUAUGGUUCGACAAAGGAUAUUUCCGUUUACAAUGUCUUGGCUCUGUCGCCAUCCCAGAUCUACAUAGUUGGACGAUCAACAAAGAAAUACCAGGCACAGUGUCAAUUCCUCAGUGAGGGUUAUGCAGCCCACUUGGCCUCACUGGAGUUCAGUCUUCAUUCACGACCCAAAAAGAACAACUCUCGGAUGAUCUUGAGAAAAGGCAGCUUUGGCCUCCACUCUCAACCUGAAUUUUUGCGCAAGAGAAACCAUCUCCGCAGGACUAUGUCUGUACAGCAACCUGACCCACCUUCUUCAAACCCCAAACCAGAGCGUGCCCAGAGCCAGCCUGAGUCAGACAAAGAUCAUGACAGGCAUUUGCCUUCCAUUGCUUGGGUUAGGGGUGGAGUCCAUAAAUUUGAAUCUGUUCCCUAGGAAGCCUGAGGCUGUAGAUUUUGGGUGCCCUCCAUUUAACUUGUAGUCAUGCCUCAAAGGUAAUAUUUAGGCAGCUUCAAACUAGGAGGUAUAGAGGGGAAACUGUACCUCAGAGUCUUCCCUGCUCUGAAAAAUGCCUUCUUACACCAACCAGAGAACUUCCAGUUUGUUCUCUUGACAUAUUGGGAAAUUUUAAAACAAUAUAAAACUAUCCCAAGUGCUUAAACACUAAAGCAACAGGAAAAAAAAGUAUUCAGUUAUUUUUUACAACAGAUACAACAAAAUGUGCAAUAAGAGAAAAAGCUGCUACAGGCUUUUUACUCAAAAGAAUUGUAGUAUCAGCUAACUAGCUGCACCCAAAACAAAAUAUAAACAGUAGACCCCAUAGGUUACAGAGAAAGUUUACACUUUAAAACAUUAAAUAGUUUCAUCUGUUGCCAAUUCACUUUUGAUGAAGCGAUAUAUUUGUAAGGGAAGCAGAGGUGAGAGUACAAAAAUGGGUCAUCAGGAUUUGUACAGCAAGAUGAUUUUUGGGUGCCUUGAGUCCAAGAUUUCCUUUCAGCUUAUACUCUUGGUCAACAGAUGCUAAUAUAGGCACUCAUGCUGUAUAAGGUGCUGGACAUCAAGUAAAUAGAACUCUGCCUGUGAACCAAAUCGUAAAUGCUUAAUGUUAGAAAUAAACAUCUCUGCCACA